AUGACAUUAUUCACGGCGGCGGUGGUAGGGGAGCCCUUCCAACUGCCCAACUGUACCUGUCGAAUAGCUCACGAUGAUAUGAAUCUCUUCAAUGCCAUCACAAUCAUCGGUGUUCUACCAGUCCUGGCCUCAAUUGGGCUAGCCUCAAACAUGGUUAACACCUGGGUAUAUCAACGUGGAACGACGUCGGCCGAACGUUACCUGAUGGCGUUGUCGUUGAGUGACUUUGGCGUCUGUGCCAGUGGAAUUUUAGUGAUUGCGGCCGACUCCCUGAGGGCACACAACUUUUACAUCGACCAGAUUUUUGUGAUUUUACUACCAAAACUAAUCCCAUUUGGACUGUUCUUCCAGAUGACGAGUAUUUAUGUUACGGUGGCGGCGGCUGUCGAUUGUUAUGUUGCGGUUUGUCGGUAAGAUUUUUAAAAGUUUCUUCAAUUUGCGCUAGCCUUUCACUAGGGUUAAUUCAAACUUUCUUUAGACUGGAGCGGAUUUAAAGUCUAGGGCGGGGUUUAUAAGGCUUGGCUGAACUUUUAAGGCUAGAGUGGAUUUUUUAGUUUAGGACGGAUUUUAAGUCUAUGGUGGGUUUUUAAGGCUUGGGUGAAUUUUUUAGGAUAGAGGGGAUUUUUUAGGCUAGGGUGGAUUUUUUAGGAUAGAGGGGAUUUUCAGGCUAGGGUGGAUUUUUUAGGCCAGGGUUGAUUUUUUAAGGUUCGGGUGAAUUUUUUAAGGCUUGGGUGGGUUUUUGUAAGCUAGGGUGGGUUUUUUAGGCUAGGUUAUGAUUUUCUUGAGCUAGGGUAGAGUUCUUAAGAUUAGGUUGGGUUUUUAAGGCUAGGGCAGAGUUUUUUUAGCAUAUGGUGAAUUUUUCAAGGCUAGGAUUGAUUAUUUAAAACCAAAGUGUAUUUUUAAGGCUAGGGUAUUUUUUAAGGCUAGGAUAUAUUUUUUCAAAGUGGGCGAGAUUUUUAAAGCUAGAGUAACAUUUUGUAGUCUAGGGUGGAUUUUUGAGGCUAGUUUAGAUUUUUUUCAUAUUAGGGGAGAUUGUUAAGACUACGGUGGAUUUGUCUAGCAUGUAUUUGUUAAGACAAGGGUGGAUCUUUUUAGAAUAGAAGAUUUUUUUAGGCCAGGGUAGAUUUCAAGGAAAAAAGUAAGUGCAGGGGUAGGACAAGGACUAACGUUAGAGCUACGGCUUGGGCUAAGGCUGCGCUAGGACAAGGACCCGCGUUAGUGCCAAGGUUAGGAUUUGCAGUGCAAAAAAUAAGCUGCUUUUUUAAAAUUCAAACGUUUUUUAAAUUUAUAUAAGUUUAUUCACUAUGCGUAUUUUACCUUCUCUUCUCCUUUCAGGCCAUGUGUUUGCUUUCCAAACAAGUUUCGUCGCUACUGCUCAAUCGAAAAUGCCAACAAAAUCCUGACUUUUGUCAUAAUAUCGACCGCUCUCUACAAUAUCAUCCAAUUCGGCGAGCUCGAAGCCGUACGAUGCUACUCAGUAGCCAUGGACAUACCCCUCUACGAGCUCUGUCCCACUGCUAUGCGGCUUAACAUGGAGUAUAUUACGAUUUACCGUGGUUAUAUGUACACAAUAUCGAUGGCAUUCUUCCCCUUUGCUGCACUAUCAGUACUAACGGUACUAAUAAUGUGCGAAAUGCAUCGUCGCAAGGAUUCGGUAGCUCAUGAGGUUCAAGUCGAGACAUAUAAGGAGUUCACUGAGAUCCCAGAAGAUUCUGUGCACGAUGCUGGUAGCCCGGUGGUGCUGGUACUGGUGGUGGUACUGAAUUUGGGAUGCAGUUUCAUCAGCUUGCUGGUCAAUGUGUGCGACAUGUUUGAGGGGUAAGAAAUUUCUUUACAAAACGAAAAAUAGUAAGAACUUUCUUUACAAACUUAGAAAUGGCAAGAAGUUUCUUUCCAAAACAAAAAAUUGCAAGAACUUUCUUUACAAACUCAUAAAUCGCGACUUUCUUUACAAGUGAAAAAAUGGCAAGAACUUUCUUUACAAAGCAAAAAAUGGCAAGAAAUUUGUUUACAAAGCAUGAAAUGACAAUAACUUUCUUUCCAAAACAAUAAACUUUCAAAAACAACAUCAAAUCUCAUUGGAUUUACAUUAACCUUGAAGUAUAUGCCUAAGUAUAUGAAUAUUAAUGUAUAUUAAUGUCAAUUCCUUUCAGAGCCCUAACUCAUGACGUUCAGAUGGCAUUAAUAGACAUUGGUAACCUAUUAGUCGUGUUCAAUGCCACAGCCAACUUUAUCAUCUACGCCGCCACUUCACCAACAUAUAGAAGUAGAGUGAAGCAACUCUUCUGUGUACCAUCAAGACUACCUACCAAGACUCCGGUUUAG
Molecule: messenger RNA, 2325 nt
Organism: Bursaphelenchus okinawaensis
Lineage: Eukaryota; Metazoa; Nematoda; Chromadorea; Rhabditida; Aphelenchoididae
Source: the annotation of a GenBank genome assembly